AUGGCGUCACCCUUUUGUUCUGGAUCGAGUCAGACGCAGUCUCAGAAGCAGAAGCAGAAGCAGGAUGAGAGUAGUAAUCACCUAUCGUUCGCGACGGUUGAAAUUCUCGAAGAUAUCAAAUCCUACUCCUCCCUCCUCGCUCGUCGCGAGGAACUCGAUCGAUUUCAUCGGGGUGAUUUUGAUCGCAAUCGAAGUCCGACGGGUUGGGACUUGUGGGUGAAAAGGAAUUAUCCGAAGAAGAGGUUGAAUAAGAAGGGGAAGUUUCAGGAGAAGGUUGAUUUGUGUGUUAGAGGGAAUGAGGAGGAAGGGGAGUUGAGGGUUGUUAAGACGAGGGAUUUGGGGGUGAGGGAUGGGGGGAGGGUGGUGGUUGUUAAUUUUGCUUGUGAGGAUGGAGGAGAAAGGGAAAAGGGUAGGGGAGGGGCGGAGGUCUUCAUUGAGGAGGAUAUCAGAAAGAGGAGGAAGUUGGGGAAGGGGGAUAAAGAGAAUGUGGUGGGGUAUUUGUGGAGGAGGUUUAGGGAGAUCCGCGAAGAUGACUCUGCUGACCGACGCGACUCGAAGCCUAUGAACUUGGAAUUCCCUCUCGCUGAUAAUGCCAGCGAGAGCGAGUCUGAGCCGAUGAGGAAGGAAUUCACCCCCACUAACUCUGCUGGCCGACGCGAUUCUAAGCCAACGAAGGUCGAUAUCCCCCUCGCCGAACACCUAGGCAACAUCCUGAAACUGCUUCGCCUGUGUAAUUCGUCCACCACCACCUCCGAACUCGACAUCGCACGAGACCGUCUACGAACAUACGUCGUUGCCACUAGCCAUCGAAAAAUCCUCCACCGCAUCAAUCUCGGGAGGCAACAUUUCACUCGCGGCAAGAGAGAUUUCUUCGACAUCUUAACACUAAGUCCUCAAGACACCAAAGACAUCUCAGAAGAAGAAUGGCUCAACACCUCCACAAUCCCCAACGAACCAACCCUGCAAAAACUCUACACAAAAUCCCAAAUCAAAUGCGUCCAAUCUCUCGCAAAAUACACAGGACAAAGCCACCUCGUUGAUAGAAACAUCGAAAAGCAUCCAGUGUAUGACCGAAGAGGACGGAAAAUUUUGCAUAUCAUGUUAUCGCUGUAUUUGGGGGAUUUGGUGAAGAGUUUGAAGACUUUAGAGACGGAGAUGGAUUUGUGGAAAGAGGGAAGAAGAGGAAUGUUGGAUUUGAAGAGUAUGAGGAGAGUUGUGGGGGAUGCGGAGUGGCAGUUUUGGAAUUUGGGGUAUUUUGUUAGGAAGUUUGAGGGGGUUUUGGGGUGGCAUUUGAAGUGGUUGGAGGGGUUUAGGAAGAGGAGGAAGGGUGGAGGUGGAAAUGGAGUUGCUGCUGGUGAUUGUUCUGUUGAUGAGGAUGAUGAGGAGGGAAAAGAGCUGGAUGAGAUGGCUUGGGUUGAUGGGGCUUUGGAGUACCUUCGGAAUAUCUGUCGGCAUGAGUUUGCUAUUGUUGGGGAGACGAAUUGGCAUCCGGGGAAGCGUUCGCGGGGGAUGAAGAAGCGUGAAAGGGACUUUAUCCACACGGCUACGUUUGCGUUGGUCGAUAUCCGUCAACCGAAGGUCCACCAGGAGAGAACUAAAUCGUUCAAUGAUUGUCUGGACGAGCUUGUCAAGGACGAUACUGGGCUGGCCGACAUCCAGUCUAAUCUGCAGAAGAUUUUCUCUCGCACUUGUGAGAAGGGGUUCUGCGAGAUCUCUCCACAACUGGGCAAGGAUAAGAAGUUUAGUGGGAGGGUGCACUAUGACGCUGUUAUGGGAUCGCUGUUCAUGCUGGUGAGUAGGAAGGAUCUUUGGGAGAAGAUGACGCUCGGAAAACUCAAGAAGCUUGGAAUCUCUGCGAACACGAAAGCUGAAGUACGGCGAGUGUUGAAGGAUCUGGGGCUCUAUGUCGAUGCGAUCGCUUUGAAGAAACAGAAGUGUUGUUCUGCCUGCGAUGAAGCCUGCAAAGCUGCUGCAGCUGCACAUCGGUCCUCAAGACGGAACUCAGGAAAGCGAAGCGAGCCGCAGAGCUUCCUUCCCGCAGCAAGGCACAAGGCAGUAGCUCUCCCGCCCUUUACAUCAACAGAAGUGGCUGAAGCGUCCCUUGGCAACUUGCAAAAUGCCGCAAAAGAUGAGUUGAACAAGCUCCUGCACAACGCCCAAGUAGCACAGGAUAUUGCAGAGAGUGUAAGUUCCCACCCAGUUUUCAGCGACCGGCCGGACGACGAUGAGGAUCCGCCUAGAGAAUUCGCCGUAUACACCAAGCCUACUCGUCCAGUCAGCCCGAUAAAAAUACUCACGGAUCUGAGCUCCGUCCCUACUGCACCGCCCGAGCUCAGUCUUCCCGGUCCCAGCAUGUCGCAAGAAUCUGUCCCGCAAAGCGCUCCAGCGCAAGCGAAUGUGCAAAGCAGCUCCGCCAGUGACACUUCCUCACCCCCAUACAAAGCAGUAGCCCUCCCGCCUUUCACCCCACAACGCAUCGCUGAGACCGUGCUCGCAGAUCUCAAGACUGUCCUGAAGGACUGGUUUGCUGAGGUUCUGGAACGAAAACGGGCGGCCGAUGCGGAAGCGGAGAUUGAAAGACGUGAUCGUGAGCUGAGGGAGCUGAAUUACGUUUCGUCUCCUGAGUUGACCCCUCCUGCUCCGUCGAAAUCUCCAUUCGAUGAACACUUGUUAUAUGACUCUGCUUCGGUGCCGGAGUUGGAGCUACCGGGACCUCGCUUAUCAGCGAGUGAUACUGUUCAGGGGCGGUCAGAGAGUAGUGGUGACGGUUGUGUUGGGAAGGAAAAUGGAGAUCAACGAGGAUAA
Messenger RNA from Cercospora beticola, 2805 nucleotides. RefSeq lists its product as uncharacterized. Lineage: Eukaryota; Fungi; Ascomycota; Dothideomycetes; Mycosphaerellales; Mycosphaerellaceae. The record is from RefSeq and is a predicted model, not a curated record.